Molecule: messenger RNA, 1208 nt
Organism: Corylus avellana
Lineage: Eukaryota; Viridiplantae; Streptophyta; Magnoliopsida; Fagales; Betulaceae
Product: transcription factor bHLH93
Biological process (GO): regulation of DNA-templated transcription
Cellular component (GO): nucleus
Molecular function (GO): sequence-specific DNA binding; DNA-binding transcription factor activity; protein dimerization activity
Source: RefSeq, a predicted model, not a curated record
CAUUCCCAAGAGAGAGGGAGAUUGAGAGAGAGAGAGAGAGAGAGAUGGAGCUAAAUGAACAGGCUUUCUUAGAGGAAUUGCUAGCUCUAAGAGGAGACACUUUGGAAACAAAUAUCCCAACAGAAAUGAAUGAGCUCUUCUCUAAUGGCUGGACUUUUGAUUGCUUUCAUCAAAACCCAGCACUUGUCUUUCCAUACUCUUCCUGCGAAGGAUUCUCCCCGCCCCUUGAACAAACUAAUUUCAAUGAGCUCUAUUUCCCAUUUGCCAAUGAAUUCUCAGCUCCACAGCUUACUGAUUCACCGCUCAACACAUUUGAUACGCCGCCGUUUCCUGUUCAAGAAGACUAUCCCUUUGCCAUGAUGGAAGAGGAACUGGGUAUUCUUGGGGAUGAAAUUCACGAUUUGGAGGUGCAAGCUUCUUGCAAAGUGGAGCCAAUACAGUCGCCAGAGGCCCCAGCUUUCAACACGGGGGCUUGCCUUGAAGGAAAGAGUAGUAAUCGAGCUAAAAAGCUGCAGGGCCAGCCUUCGAAGAAUCUAAUGGCUGAGAGAAGGCGAAGAAAAAGGUUAAAUGAUCGGCUUUCAAUGCUGAGAUCCAUUGUUCCUAAGAUAAGCAAGAUGGACAGGACGUCUAUACUUGGAGACACCAUAGAUUACAUGAAAGAACUCCUAGAGAAAAUCAAGAAUUUGCAAGACAUUGAGGUGAAUUCAGACAUUUUCAAGAAGGUGAAACCCAAUGAAGCCUUGGUUAGAAAUUCACCGAAGUUUGAUGUGGAGAGGAGGAAUGUGGAUACCAGGAUUGAGAUUUGCUGUGCAGGGAAGCCAGGGUUGCUGCUAUCGACUGUGAAUACCUUAGAAGCAUUAGGCCUAGAGAUUGAACAAUGUGUCAUCAGCUGUUUCAAUGACUUUGCAAUGCAAGCUUCUUGCUCAGAGGAGAUGGAGCAGAGAAUACUACUAAGUUCUGAAGAUGUAAAGCAAGCAUUGUUCAGAAAUGCAGGAUAUGGAGGAAGAUGCCUUUGAGGAUAAAAGAAAGAAAGAAAGAAAGAGGAAAAAGAUUUUAGAGUUUCCAAAUCUCUGUAUUUUCAAUGAGGUUUGCCAAGUGAGAGGUUGAGGUUUUUUUUUUUUGUUUUUUUUUGUUUUUUCCACCUUUGAAUAAGUGAUUUCUGUUCCUAGCUUGAGAGCUAGCUAUCAGCCAUGUAAUUUUUGCUUCAA